Messenger RNA from Anthostomella pinea, 252 nucleotides. The record is from the annotation of a GenBank genome assembly. Lineage: Eukaryota; Fungi; Ascomycota; Sordariomycetes; Xylariales; Xylariaceae.
AUGAACCACAAAGGCAAAAAAGUCACCAGAGAUCCGUUCCACAAGCUCUCCAAGAAUCAAGUCUGGCUUGCAGACGCGAAGAAGAACAGGACCUUGGCGGACGACUCAAAUUACAAGUCCGAGACUGCUGAAAAGAAGCGCAAGCUCGUCAGCAUGAAAACCAGCAGGCCGGCAACACCGCAGGAAGAGUCUUACUGGAAGGCGGCAUGGGCGAAUGGAAGAUCCUGCUUCUGGCCGAUUAUGGCUGCCUAA